CUUAUUUGUAAAAAAAAAAAAAAAGGACAAGAAUUUAAGAGUGGUAAUUAAGUUGGCAUCAAAAUGCUAACAACAACAACCUUUGAUUCCAAUCAUCGAUUCAAUAUUUCAACAAAUAAACGAACAUAUGCAAUCAAUGAGGAACAACAUUCUAUUACCAAUACACGGAUAAUAUUUGAUCAGUCUAAAAAUGAGCCGUAUCAUUUUCAUUCCGGUUUUCGACAAAUUCAUAAAAGAUUACGCAAUGAAUGGCAUUUAGAAAUUAAUAUGGAUGAAAUUAAUGCAAAUACCUUUAUUGAAUGUUGUUUAUUUGUGAUACCAUACCCGAAAGCAAAAUUUUCACAAAAUGAGAUUGAUCAUCUGAAAAAUUCUAUCGAUAAUGGUAGUAAUGUAUUAGUAUUAAUGAAUGAAGGAGGUGAACAAGCUGCUGAUACAAAUAUUAAUCUUUUACUCAAACAAUAUGAUAUUACUUGUAAUAAUGAUUCCGUAAUUCGGACAACAUUUUACAAAUAUUUUGAUCCAAAGGAAGCAUUAAUUGCUAAUGGUAUCCUAAAUCGUGCGCUUACAUCAACAGCUGGCAAGUUGACAUAUUCAAAUGAUGAGGAAAUUAAUGCACUUGGCCUACAAUUUGUUUAUCCAUAUGGUGCAACAUUGAAUGUUGGCCGAAAAUCUAUAGCAGUAUUAUCUACGGGUAGUGUUUGUUAUCCAAACAAUCGACCAAUUUGCGCAUUUCAUCAAACGGAAAAAGGUGGCAAAUUGAUUGUUAUUGGUUCAGUUCAUAUUUUCACUGAUCAAUAUUUUGAAAAAGAAGAAAACAGUAAAAUAUGGGAUGUUAUCAUGAAAUAUGUAACGGAAGGUUUUGCACUGAAUAUAGUCGAUAGUAGGGAACCGGAUUUAAUGGAUGCGCAUCCUAUACCGGAUCAUAUUUAUUUAUCGGAAAAGAUCAAAGUAUGUCUACAGGAAGAUGAAUAUGAAAUGAAUCAAAGCGGUGAUUUCCUCAAAUACUUUGAUAUUAGCCUAUAUGCUAUGGAUCUUUCUGUUUGGCCUAAAACUAUCAGGGCAUUCGAACAGCUUGGUUUAACACAUGAACCGCUGUCACUUAUUGUACCACAAUUUGAAGUACCACAACCUCCACUUACACCUGCUGUAUUUCCACCGAACUUUCGAGAACUGCCACCACCUCGGUUAGAAUUAUUUGAUUUAGAUGAUAUGUUCGCAUCAGCAGAUGUACGACUUGCUCAGCUUACUAAUAAAUGUGACGAAAAUGAUUUGGAAUACUUCUUGAAGGAAGCUGGCGAAAUUUAUGAUAUCACGAAAUGCUUACCGGAAAAUGAUAGGGGACCGAAAAAAAUACUCGAAUUUGUGCUCUAUCAAUUGGCCGAAUUUAAAAAGUUCAAUCAGGAAAAGGAUGAUGUUGAUGUCGAAAAUCUGAAAAGGAUCUCCGAUGACUUUGAUGAGCCUAUUGGAGGAGAUGAUGCCCAGUAUUUCUCGGAUAUUGAUGAAUAUGAUGACAUGGAUUAAGUAUUCUGGCAAUUUUUGUUUUUUCCUUAGCUGAUGUUAAUUCACUGAUUAUCAGUUGUGUUGGCAAAUAUCUUCGAAAUAGAUAGCAGUAAUAAAGAUUUACUCAACU
Loa loa (African eye worm) is the source of this 1630-nucleotide messenger RNA. RefSeq lists its product as hypothetical. The record is from RefSeq and is a predicted model, not a curated record. Gene Ontology annotation, biological process: cilium assembly; intraciliary transport. The coding region runs from base 64 to 1521 and encodes 485 amino acids. The transcript is spliced from 12 exons. NCBI's taxonomy places the organism in Eukaryota, Metazoa, Nematoda, Chromadorea, Rhabditida, Onchocercidae. Gene Ontology annotation, cellular component: centriole; intraciliary transport particle B; cilium.